Molecule: messenger RNA, 1203 nt
Organism: Calidris pugnax (ruff)
Lineage: Eukaryota; Metazoa; Chordata; Aves; Charadriiformes; Scolopacidae
Gene: APOA1
Product: apolipoprotein A-I
Exons: 4
Coding region: 170-964 (264 amino acids)
Biological process (GO): lipoprotein metabolic process; lipid transport
Cellular component (GO): extracellular region
Molecular function (GO): lipid binding; high-density lipoprotein particle receptor binding
Source: RefSeq, a predicted model, not a curated record
CUCGCCACAUCGCCGGGGAGCCAUCAUCUCCCGGGCUGACGGCGCUGGCUUAUCUCCGCCGGGAACUGCCCCCCUCCCGCAUAAAUACCGGCGGCGGGGAAGCCGCCGGCUCAGACGGGACGAUCGGCAGCGCAGCAGCAGCGAGGAGAGAGCCGAUUUCAGCGCCGAGAUGAGAGCCGUGGUGGUGGCCCUCGCCCUUCUCUGCCUGACGGGCACCCAGGCCCGUUACUUCUGGCAGCACGAUGAGCCCCAGGCGCCCCUGGACCGCCUCAAGGACAUGGUGGAAGUCUACCUGGAGACGGUGAAGGCCAGCGGCAAGGAAGCCAUCGCCCAGCUGGAGUCCUCCGCUGUGGGCAAACAGCUGGACCUGAAACUGAGCGACAACCUGGACACGCUGGGCGCCGCCGCCGCCAAGCUGCGGGAGGACAUGGCCCCUUACUACAAGGAGGUGCGGGAGAUGUGGCUGAAGGACACGGAGGCCCUGCGCCAGGAGCUCAGCAAGGACCUGGAGGAGGUGAAGCAGAAGAUCCGGCCCUUCCUGGACCAGUUCUCGGCCAAGUGGACGGAGGAGCUGGAGCAGUACCGCCAGCGCCUGGCCCCCGUGGCCCAGGAGCUGAAGGAGCUGACCAAGCAGAAGGUGGAGCUGAUGCAGGAGAGGCUGACCCCCGUGGCCGAGGAGGCGCGGGACCGGCUGCGCGGGCACGUGGAGGAGCUGCGCAAGAACCUGGCGCCCUACAGCGACGAGCUGAGGCAGAAGCUGAGCCAGAAGCUGGAGGAGAUCCGGGAGAAGGGCAUCCCCCAGGCCGCCGAGUACCAGGCUAAGAUGGUGGAGCACCUCAGCAACCUGCGCGAGAAGGUGACCCCCCUGCUGCAGGACUUCAAGGAGCGCCUCACCCCCUACGCCGAGAACCUCAAGACCCGCUUCAUCACCCUCCUGGAUGACCUCCAGAAGAGCGUGGCCUAAGCCGCCGGCCGGCGCAGCCAGGGACUGACCCCGGCCACGCCCCCUGCCCCUGCCCGGGCUGCUUCACCCCCGGGGGGGGCGCUCCAGGGAUGGGCCAGGGGAGCCCCGGGCCAGGCCAACCCCGGGGCGUCUUCCCUGGGGACCCCCUUCCUCCCCUCCCGCCGCCUCCCCUCCCCGAACCGGGGUCGGUCUCCGCUUUGCCUUCCUUUUGUCAAAUAAACAUCACUUAAGUUAUUGGA